AUGACGGGCAUUCGGCCGAAGGAAGUUGAAGCCUCUAUCCUCCCAACAGUACGCCAGCUUCCCGGAGAGCAAGGCGCGGUGAACUCCGACCAGGAUAUAUUCUAUGAGUUGUCCGCCAGUAUCCCCAGCCUGCAGCGUCUUUCCAGCAGUGCUAGGGCGGCUACUCAAGCCGAGCAGCGGCUCUCCUUUCUCGAGGGGUGCCGCCUCUACCCCAAGGCAAUGAUGUGGUCUAUUGUGCUCUCCACCACAAUCGUAAUGGCAGCAUACGACACCGCACUAAUCGCCAGUUUCUUUACAUUCCCGGCCUUCAGGGCAAAAUAUGGAGCGCCUGUCCCGUCAAAACCCGGUACGCAUGAGAUCUCGUCCACGUGGCAGGCCAGCCUGACAGCCGGGGCUGUGGUCGGCGAGAUUCUCGGCCUGCUCGUCAACGGGUACCUGGCCGAUUACUUUGGCUACCGUCGCACAAUCCUUGGCGCCUUGGCUGUGCUCUCUGUCUUUAUAUUCCUCGAGUUCUUCGCUGUGAGAAUCCCCUGGGGCAUCUUCCAGACUCUGUCCACGACAUAUGCUGCCGAUGUCAUCCCGGUCGCGCUCCGGGCGUACUUUCUGAGCAGUGUCAACAUGUGCUGGCUACUCGGCCAGCUUUCAGCCGUAGGCGUCGCUCGGCUUCUGGUAACCAGCAAAUCUGAAUGGGCAUAUCGCGGGCCGUUUGCCAUUCAGUGGGUGCUGGCUGUCCUCGUUUUUAUUGGUGUCUAUUUUGCUCCCGAAUCACCAUGGUGGUUGAUCCGCAAAGAACGGCCUCACGAAGCCAGAAAAGUGUUGCUUCAACUAACGGAGUCACGGCACGGCGGCGUCAAUGUGGACGGCACAGUCUCCAUGAUGCAGCAUACAAACGAGGCCGAGAAAUUCCUGGGCACGAGCCGAAUGGCCUACCUCGACUGCUUUCGAGGCAUCGACCUCCGACGCACGGAAAUCACAUGCAUGAUCUGGAUCACGCAACAGGCGUCCUUCUCCAGCUCCGCAACGUAUGCGGCGUAUUUCUACGAGCAAGCCGGCCUUGCUUCACAAGAUGCUCUCUCACUCGCCGUCGGCAUGUACGGGCUCGCAAUUGUCGGGGGUGUCUUAUCCUGGUUUCUGAUGAAGCGAGUCGGUCGUCGACGGCUUUACCUCCUUGGCCUCGCCACGUCUAUGACACUUCUUGCCAUCACUGGUGGGAUCAGCUUCAUGCCACAGACGAACGCGCAGGCGUGGACCGUGGGAUCUAUGAUCCUGGUCUUGACAUUCGUAUAUGAUCUCAGCAUUGGCCCUCUCUGCUAUGUCCUCAUUGCAGAGAUCCCUUCGACGCGGCUUCGCGUCAAGACCGUCGUGCUAGCGCGUAUUGCUUAUAAUGUGGCGGCCCUCGUCACGAACAUCAUCACUCCAAGAAUGCUCAAUCCCACCGCCUGGAACUGGAAGGGAAAAUCGUGCUUUUUCUUCUUGGGGUUUAGUGCGAUCUGUUUCGUUUGGUGCUAUUGGCGGCUUCCCGAGACGUUUGGACUGAGUUAUCUGGAGAUCGAUAUCCUGUUCGAGAAAAGGGCAAAGACGAGCAAGUUCAGAGAGCUCCAGAGACGCCUUAUGACGAGGGGGUAUUUUAAUACAUUCAGCGAGCCGGGGGAUGAAGCGGUUUGGUGA
Molecule: messenger RNA, 1668 nt
Organism: Aspergillus nidulans FGSC A4
Lineage: Eukaryota; Fungi; Ascomycota; Eurotiomycetes; Eurotiales; Aspergillaceae
Product: putative MFS sugar transporter
Exons: 3
Coding region: 1-1668 (555 amino acids)
Biological process (GO): transmembrane transport; carbohydrate transmembrane transport; proton transmembrane transport
Cellular component (GO): membrane
Molecular function (GO): transmembrane transporter activity; alpha-glucoside transmembrane transporter activity
Source: RefSeq, a predicted model, not a curated record